This is a messenger RNA of Solanum lycopersicum (tomato), 1856 nucleotides long. RefSeq names its product beclin 1 protein (gene atg6). NCBI's taxonomy places the organism in Eukaryota, Viridiplantae, Streptophyta, Magnoliopsida, Solanales, Solanaceae. Gene Ontology annotation, biological process: cellular response to nitrogen starvation; autophagosome assembly; late endosome to vacuole transport. The record is from RefSeq and is marked validated. Gene Ontology annotation, cellular component: phosphatidylinositol 3-kinase complex, class III, type II; phagophore assembly site; phosphatidylinositol 3-kinase complex, class III, type I.
AGCUUGUUCCUUUUCCAAAAUUUCGAUCAAUUUGAUAAUAUACUCAAUUUCAAUACUGAAUACAGAAAUUCGUCCAUCUCCAUGGUGAAAGGCAGCAGCGCUACACCGGAUAAGGGUCGGACUUUACCGGUUGACCCGAAUCUUCCCCGGUACAUCUGUCAGAACUGCCACAAUCCCCUUUGCAUCGCCGGCGUCGAUAAUUAUGCCGACAAGUUUUUCCCUGAUUCUUCUUAUCGCUCCGGGAUGCAGGCCUCUUCAAUUCAUGGAGCUGGUAGUGCUAUAGGGUCGACGAGCCGAAUGGAAAAUUCGUAUGUUAUGUUGCCAAAGCAAAGAAAUCAGGGAUCAGGAAUUCCGCCUCGAGGACGAGGAUCUGCACAGCCAGAUGCAAGCCAGUUUGGGAGGGCCAUGGAAGAAUCAUUUGUGGUUUUGCCUCCACCAGCUGCUUCAGUAUAUAAGUGUGAGCCUACGUCUGAUGGAUCUGGUACAAAUCUUCCAUCACCAGAUGGUGGACCUCCAAAUGCUCCCAUGCAGUCAAACAAUUCUGGGUUUCACUCCACCAUCACUGUCCUAAAACGUGCAUUUGAUAUUGCCACAACACAGACCCAGAUUGAGCAACCCCUAUGUCUUGAAUGCAUGAGGGUGCUGUCUGAUAAACUUGAUAAGGAGGUUGAAGAUGUUAACAGGGACAUACAAGCCUAUGAAGCUUGCCUUCAUCAAUUGGAGGGAGAAGCAAGAAAUGUUCUUAGCGAGGCUGAUUUUCUGAAGGAGAAGUUGAAGAUAGAAGAAGAAGAGCGGAAACUUGAAACAGCAAUAGAAGAAACAGAGAAGCAAUGUGCUGUAGUCACUGCUGAACUGAAGGAACUAGAGAUGAAGUCUGGCCGCUUUAAGGAGUUGGAAGAGCGGUACUGGCAAGAAUUCAAUAACUUUCAGUUUCAGUUGAUAUCUCAUCAGGAAGAGAGAGAUGCAAUUUUAGCUAAGACAGAAGUUUCACAAGCUCACUUAGAGCUGCUAAAGCGGACUAAUGUGCUCAAUGAUGCAUUUCCAAUCUGGUAUGAUGGUGAAUUUGGAACAAUUAACAACUUUCGUCUCGGAAGACUUCCUAAAAUUCCGGUUGAGUGGGACGAGAUAAAUGCAGCAUGGGGUCAAGCGUGCCUUCUUCUCCAUACAAUGGCUCAGCAUUUCCGACCAAAGUUUCAAUAUCGGAUAAAAAUUAUUCCUAUGGGAAGUUAUCCUCGGAUCAUAGACACCAACAAUACUACUUAUGAACUAUUUGGCCCAGUAAAUCUCUUCUGGAGCACACGGUAUGAUAAAGCAAUGACAUUGUUCUUGAUCUGCCUAAAGGAGUUCUCCGAGUUUGCAAAUUCAAAAGACAGGGAAAACAACAUUCGUCCUGAUAAAUGUUUUAAGCUUCCUUACAAGAUUGAAAAUGACAAAGUUGAAAGUUACUCCAUAACCCAGAGCUUUAACAAACAAGAAAAUUGGACCAAAGCUCUCAAGUACACACUCUGCAAUUUGAAGUGGGUGCUCUACUGGUUUGUUGGUAACACAAAUUUCCAGCCACUUUCUGGAACAGUCUCUUCACAAGCUGAAGUUCCAGCUGCAGCAGGAUCACUGUACAGCAAACAACCAACUAAUACCAAGUUUCAAUCUUGAAUCACUAAUAACAACUUCUCCCCUCGUUCUAAUCGUGUCGUAAGUAGACAAGAAACUCAAAUUAUAUGGAUGCAAAGCGAUCACUUGUAAUAUUGCAUCAUUUUAUUUAUUUUCUUGUCUCCUUGAAAUAGUUUGGCGUUGUAUAUAUAUAUAUAUAUAUAAAUACCAAUAUAGCUAUGCAUUUAUAAAGUGCAUUUGGUUUA